Athene cunicularia (burrowing owl) is the source of this 4256-nucleotide messenger RNA. RefSeq names its product DENN domain containing 1A (gene DENND1A). The record is from RefSeq and is a predicted model, not a curated record. The coding region runs from base 1 to 3351 and encodes 1116 amino acids. NCBI's taxonomy places the organism in Eukaryota, Metazoa, Chordata, Aves, Strigiformes, Strigidae. Gene Ontology annotation, biological process: endocytosis; endocytic recycling. Gene Ontology annotation, molecular function: guanyl-nucleotide exchange factor activity; phosphatidylinositol phosphate binding. The transcript has 24 exons. Gene Ontology annotation, cellular component: clathrin-coated vesicle; cytosol.
AUGCGGAGAAGGAAAAAGGGACAGCAGAGACAAAAUCCGGAAACUACCUUUGAAGUGUAUGCAGAAGUAACCUAUUCAGGAAUCAGUUGCGCUGGGAAAGAUCCUGAGGUGCGGAGGCAAUUCCCAGAGGGCUACAGUGACCAGGAAGUUCUACAGACUUUGACCAAGUUUUGUUUCCCCUUCUAUGUGGACAGCCAUGCAGUUAACCAAGUUGGGCAGAACUUUACAUUUGUGCUUACAGACAUUGACAGCAAACAGAGGUUUGGAUUCUGUCGCUUAUCUUCUGGGGCCAAGAGCUGCUUCUGUAUCUUAAGUUACCUCCCAUGGUUUGAAGUCUUUUAUAAGCUGCUCAAUGUCUUGGCAGAUUAUUCAGCAAAAGGACAGGAUAGUCAAAGGAGUGAGCUCUUAGAAACAUUUCAUAAACUUACCAUCCCUGAGCCAGGAACUUCUGUUCAUCUUGGAGUGCACUCUUACUUUACUGUGCCUGACAUCAGAGAACUCCCCAGUAUACCUGAAAACAGAAAUCUGACAGAGUAUUUUGUAGCAGUUGAUGUCAACAACAUGCUGCAUCUCUAUGCCAGUAUGCUGUAUGAACGCCGCAUCCUCAUUUGUUGUAGUAAGCUGAGCACUUUAACUGCCUGCAUUCAUGGGUCUGCAGCUAUGCUCUACCCGAUGUUCUGGCAGCAUGUUUACAUUCCUGUUCUGCCCCCACAUCUAUUGGACUACUGUUGUGCCCCAAUGCCCUACCUCAUUGGAAUACAUUUAAGUUUGAUGGAGAAAGUAAGAAACAUGGCCCUGGAAGAUGUAGUGAUUCUCAAUGUAGACACCAACACACUGGAAACCCCUUUUGAUGACCUUCAGAGCCUUCCUAAUGAUGUGGUUUCUGCACUGAAGAGCAGGUUGAAGAAAGUUUCUACCACCACUGGAGAUGGUGUUGCAAGAGCGUUUCUAAAAGCACAAGCAUCUUUCUUUGGGAGCUACAGAAAUGCCCUGAAAAUUGAACCUGGUGAGCCCAUCACUUUUUGUGAAGAAACGUUUGUGUCCCAUCGUUCCGCUGUCAUGAGGCAGUUUCUUCAGAAUGCCAUUCAGCUCCAGCUCUUUAAGCAGUUCAUUGAUGGCCGUCUGGAUCUUCUUAACUCUGGGGAGGGCUUCAGUGAUGUUUUUGAAGAAGAGAUAAAUAUGGGAGAAUAUGCAGGUAGCGACAAAUUGUACCACCAGUGGCUCUCUACAGUAAGGAAAGGAAGCGGAGCCAUUUUAAAUACAGUAAAGACCAAGGCUAACCCUGCCAUGAAGACUGUCUAUAAGUUUGCAAAAGAUCAUGCAAAAAUGGGAAUAAAAGAAGUGAAAAACCGCUUGAAGCAAAAGGACAUCGCCGAGAACGGGUGUUCUGCGGCACCGGAGGAAGCUCCACCAAGGACGGCACCUUCCCCAUUGGUGGAAAAGAAGGACCCUAAAUUAAGAGAAGACAGAAGGCCAAUCACAGUGCACUUUGGUCAGCAGCACAGACUCCGUCCGCCUCGGCCACCGCCUCCAAAGAUACAGCGCUCAUCUAGGCCCGUUCGCCCACCAAGACCUCACGUUGUUAAGAGACCCAAGAGCAAUAUUGCUGUGGAAGGACGAAGGACUUCAGUUUCUAGUCCAGAACACCUUGUAAAGCCCAUGCGACACUAUACAGUCUUCCUCUCUGAGGACUCUUCUGAUGAUGAAUUUCAGCAGGAAGAGGAUCCUGUCUCUGGCUUCUCUGAAAACUUUUUCUUCUCUGCUCCUUUUGAAUGGCCUCAGCCAUACCGGGCCCUGAAGGAAUCUGAUAGUGCUGAUGGGGAAGAGGCAAUCAGUCCAGAAAAAUCAAAAGAGCCUCUGCCUCCGAGCCCUCUGCUCUCGAGCAAGGCCACAGAAAUCAACCUCCUUGAAGACAUUUUCCCUAACUUAGAAGUAGAAACACAGCCUCAGCCUCUCAGCCAAGCCAAGAGCCUGGAAGACCUGCGGACUCCCAAGGAAGAGAGCGCUCAGCGCUGCACGUUUGACUACCAGAGAAUGGAUCUUGGUGUGUCUGAGAGGAACAGGAUCGUGCCAACCAUGAAGCUGUCUCACCCUUACAACAAGCUGUGGAGCAUGGGUCACGACGACAUGGCUAUUCCUACCAAGUACGCGCAGAGCUCGCCGGAGAGGCCCCUGGCUGCUCUCGGGAACACGCCGCUGAUCACACGGAGACCCCGGAGCAGAGACAGUGGUCUGGCUCCUGCGGAAAAGGAGGACUCGAACCCUGCUGUCCAAGGGAACAUCACCAUUCCCAGGCCACAGGGGAGGAAGACUCCAGAGCUGGGGAUAGUGCCACCGCCACCAGCUCCCAGGGCUUCCAAGCACCAGGCUCCAGCUGGGCCAACAGAAAUUCUCACCACCCAGGCUACAGGACGGAGCCAUUUGGUUUCAGAUCUUAUCCCAGAGCCCUUUGGGGUUGGCAGUGUGUCCUUAGACCCUGAAAUCCAGCAGUCUGUAAAUUACUCCUCUCGCCCGUCUCAGCUUUUGUCCAGUGCCUCCAGCACUGCUGAGAUGCUCCAGCCUGUCAAGGUGAAGACGGAGAACACAGGUAAUGAAAGCGACUACCUUCUUAAUCUCCUGGAUCCACUGAAAACAGCCAGCUGGCAAAGCAGCGGCCCGCAGCAAGGUCCCUGCAGCCUGCAGAGCUCAGCCACCCCGCCUUCAGCAGCUGGCUUUGUCUCGGUGGCAAGUGACUUUGUGCCUCCUCCCCAGGCUGCACCAUUUGUCCAGGCACUUGGUUAUCCUUCCCCCGCACCAUCACCUUUUCUACAGCCAUCUCCUAACCCAUUCACACAGACAGUGCCAGGAGCCCUUUCCGUGUCACUGGUCAGAGCCCCGAGGGGCUCCUUCACCCCCUCUUUAGGUCACGCUUACAGCUCUAGCUUCAUAACACCUAAUUCUAGCUUCUACCCACCACAGCGACCUCAGCCAAACAUUUCGACCCUCUCCAUGCCCAACUUGUUCAGCCAGGCUCCGACCGUGCCGCCGGGCGGCUCCUUACUGCUGCAGAGCCACAGCCCUUCCCCCACCAGCCCCCUGCAGCCAGGAGGCUUCGGCACGAGAACCAGAACGUUACGGGUGGGCCAGGCCAGCGCAAAGGUAGAUCCCAAACAGGCACUAGCUCUCCUGUCCCAUGAACCCCCUCUGAUCCCUUCCAGGCCAGCUAAGGGCUUAGAGUCAGUGUUACUGUCCUCAAAAUCUGAGGAGACAAAAGAUCCAUUUGAAGAUUUGUUAAAAAAAACAAAGCAAGACGUGUCAUCCACAGCGGGUAAGGUUGAACAGCUCAGAAAGCGAUGGGAAACCUUUGAGUAACGCUCCCAAUGGCCUUUUGAUGUCCCUUUGGAAUGGACAGAGGGUUGUUUUGUUUUUUUGAGCCAGCAUAAAACCAAGCAUUUUUUUAAUGGAAGGCUGAGCCAGGAUAGCUGCAGGACCAUCACCGUGCUGCAAUUCACACACGAGUGCUUUUUGCCCAGAGUUCAGAGUCCCCCCAUUGUCCCUGCGGCUGCUUCCUCACGCUCCACUGCUGGAAGCCCCCAGGACUCCUGCACUGACCAAAGCACGAGGUGGGUUGGGGUUGGGGGGGGGUUCCCACACACACAGCUUCUCAGACAGUACUACUGAUGCAAAGUUACUCCUUCCCUGGCAUUUGCAGCCCUUGGUGCAGCGGGAGCAUGGCACGCUGCACUAGUGGUUUUGCUUUUCCUUGUGUUACACCCGUAGCUGUAAUAUUUUGCUCCCACACGUGAAGUGCAGCAAACAGACCCCGACGUGUGGGCUGCGCUGAAGUGUAGCCCCUUAGGCUCUGAGCUUGUCCUGCCCCGACAGGGGGCCAGGCAUCGGGGUUACGCUGUUGGAUGAGCUUUUGUUGCGGAUUUCCCACAUCCCUCCCCAGUACACUGACACGGAGAGGUGGCAGAGACCUCGCCGGUGCAGAAGUGUCAUGAGUCCUUGUUGCAACAAAACCACAGCACAGAGCAGUUGCUCAGGGUUUGGUCCUGCAUCUCUGUUGGGAAACUGGAAACACCAGCAAAUGUUUUUCCGUUUGGGGUUUUUGUUUAUUGUCUGGGUUUUUUUGUUAAAUACACCAGAAAAUGGAGGCCAUAAAGAGUAUCCUAGUUCUUAUAUAUGUGUAUGUUAAUAUUAUGUAUAAAUAUUAUAAAUGGCAGUACACGAAUGGGAUGUAACAAUAUCUAACUUGAUUAUUAGGCGAAAAAAGA